Messenger RNA from Lates calcarifer (barramundi perch), 5100 nucleotides. RefSeq names its product cytoglobin 2 (gene cygb2). The coding region runs from base 650 to 1246 and encodes 198 amino acids. The record is from RefSeq and is a predicted model, not a curated record. Gene Ontology annotation, molecular function: iron ion binding; oxygen binding; heme binding. Gene Ontology annotation, biological process: oxygen transport. The transcript is spliced from 3 exons. NCBI's taxonomy places the organism in Eukaryota, Metazoa, Chordata, Actinopteri, Centropomidae.
UCUCUUUCUCUCUCUCUCUCCCCCUCUUUAUCUCCAGAUUUCUCCACCCCUCUCUCUCUCUCGCUCUCUCUUUCUCUCUCUGUUUUUCUCCCCACCCCGCUCUCAUUCCAUCAGGUCCUCACAACACAUACACCGCAGCCUCCGAACGCCUCAUCUCCUCAGCCAGAGCGAGAGGAUCAGAGAGAGGGAGAGUAGAAGUGACAAGAGGAGCAACAUCAGCAUCACUGACAAGCAUCUCCCUCACUGGGGGAGAGAGGGGGACAGAAGGGAAAGUGGCAGGAGUGAGGAGAGAAGACAAGAGAGGGGGCAAAACAGUGAGGGAAAUAAGUUUUUAGUCGGAAGGAGGACAAGUGAGGGAGAGUUUGGAGUGAGAGAGCUUGGUAGGUGGCAGUGGGGGGAUUGGGCGCUCCAUUUUCCCUUUUCUUUUUUUGGCUGUGAGCGCUGUCUGCCUCCGCUCUUCUCCUUCUCCCCUCCUCCUCCACCUCCUCCUCCUCUUCUUCUUCCUCCUCUCUGCUCCUCUUCUCACCCCGACUCUCCUCUCCCAGCUCCCGCCGUGGGGUCUCAGCUCUCCGUCUCCCUCCCCCCCUCCCUUGCUCCCUACCUCCCGCGAGCCCUGCUGGGAGCCUCCGGGCUGCUGCGCCGCAGGGGGAUGUCUCGCAGGGAGUCUCCGCCGCCGCCCUCGCCACCUCCACCCCCGCAGCUGCUGGGAGUGCGGAGAGGAGAGGUGGAGUGCGAGGACCGUCCGGAGCGCGCCGAGCCGCUGUCCGACGCCGAGAGGGAGAUCAUCCAGGACACGUGGGGGCACGUCUACAAGAACUGCGAGGAUGUGGGGGUGUCUGUGCUCAUAAGGUUCUUUGUGAACUUCCCAUCAGCCAAACAGUACUUCAGCCAGUUCCAGGACAUGGAGGACCCAGAGGAGAUGGAGCGAAGCAGCCAGCUUCGGCACCAUGCCCGCAGGGUGAUGAACGCCAUCAAUACUGUGGUGGAGAACCUCCAUGACCCAGAUAAGGUGUCAUCAGUGCUGGCCCUGGUGGGGAAGGCCCAUGCUAUCAAACACAAAGUGGAGCCCAUGUACUUCAAGAUCCUGAGCGGCGUGAUGCUGGAGGUGUUGUCUGAAGAUUUCCCAGAAUUCUUCACGGCAGAGGUGCAGAUGGUGUGGACCAAACUGAUGGGGGCGGUGUACUGGCACGUUACAGGGGCCUACACAGAGGUGGGAUGGCUCCAGGUCUCCAGCUCAGCAGUGUGAAGAGUUAGGAGGAAGAGGGGGUAAAGGAGUUUCCAGUGGACUUAAUGAAAUGGAGAAAAAGGAAAAAUUAUGUGUUUGUGAUCAUGUAAAAUCUAAAAGGAGAGUGGGAAAAAAGCAAGGGGUUCUGCAAGGAUGGUUUCACAGACAUGGAUGAGAUUAACGUGGUAAUCCGUGUAACUCUGUACUUUAUGUUGGUGACAUUUUGGUGCUAAGCCUUUGUCGCUGUGGUGUUUCUGCAUCACACUUCCCAGAGAUCGCUUGGACACCAAACGAUGUAGCCAUUUUACUUUUUAAGUUUUAGCUCAUGUAAGUGGUGCUUUGGUGUGUGUUUAUAGCCACGGAGGUGAUCACUGCUAAUGCUAACUAUCCAGUUCUUCUUCUGUUUAUUGCAGACAAACUGCCACCAAAAAUAUAUAACACAUCACUUCCUCUGUAGCAUGGGAUCUUUCCCAUUAAAGAUCUACCAAGUGCUUAGACAUAUCCAAAAGCUUUAAUGAACUGGUAGAUUUUUUUUUUUUUUCUGGUCUGUUACAUUCAUAGACAAUUGACCCUCCACUAUGCCUCACCUGGCCUGUUGCUAGGCUUGUCAACCUUUCCAGUUUAGUGUGGCACGUAUACAGUUUACAGUGAUAACAGAAGUAGAUUUGUCAGUCAAAUUCUUAGUUAUAUUUGAAGCAAGCAGUUCCUUGACUACUUCAUUUUAUUUUUAGAAGAUUUUACCAUGUGUAAUGGAAACUGUAGCAGAUCAUCAGUUGUUGCAUGCUCGCUAAUUAUUUUUAGAUGCAAAUUAAAAAUUCUCAGAUUGACUUGAUUUAAAUCAAGGGCCUUGAAGCGUUCGUAACAAUUACAUCAUAUCAUGCUAAAGGACUAAGGCUGAAACUAAAUAUUCAAGAUCUAUGUAGAAGUAAUAAAAAGAAAUGAUUUUUGUACUGCAGGAUAGCUAAAAUACUGUGUUACAGUAAAAUAUUUCAAGGAAAAUGAAAUAGUAUUACAUCCCCUGUGACUGGCUCAGAUAUUGGUACUAUAAAGUUUAACUACAACUUGGUCCCCUCAAAAUAACAUAAUUAGCUGAUAAUAUGGUCCUUAGUCUAAACGCUAGGUUCCUACUGUAUGCAGUAAGUUAAUUAGCAGGCAUGCUAAUGUUUGCAGCUUGUAUUUCAGCAGAUAAACACACUGUUCAUCCAUUGUAAACUUAAGCUCUUGUAUUUUUGGUUUUGUAACAGCAAUGAAAGAUGUCAUUACAUGUGCAGAUAUUCAAAAUCUUGACAGGCUUGCCAUACCUAGUUACUUAAGGUAUGACUGGACAGUCGCUGUUCAGGGAGGAGUUUUAGUGAAUGGUCAGUUGGGAAUGUCAGAAACACACAUUUACACAAAAAUGUUGCGGAUUAUUACUUUAUGGAGUUCAUUUCUGUGGAAACCUGUGAGAAAAGCAUCUUCUGGCUAAGCCACACAUAUGAAUACACCUCAUGAUAUUUUGAAAGCGAGAUUAAGAAAUGUUUUGACAAGGAAUGAUUUUUAAGCUAUGAGAGGGGGGCAGUUAGUUGUUGAAGCCCCAGCUAUGGGACCAUGGAGCUGCUGACUGUUAAUAGAUUCUCUUUGUGUCCUACUACUAGUAUAUCCUCAUGUUUAGGGGACCUGAGCCCCUUUCUCUCUCUAUUGAUGCAUUGCGUGCUCUUAAUGUCUUGUUUAACUUUACUGAGGUGUUGUUUGUAUAAGUGUACAGUGGGCAAGUGUGCAUACUCUUCUGCCUUUGUUUACAACUCAUUGGCACAGUUGAUCUGUUGACGUGUUGAAGAGGGCUGUUUUUUCUUUGCUAAAAGUCUUGGACUAGCAACAACGCUUUAAGUUCUUUUUUUUCUUGCCUAUCACUUUCAUUACACAAACACACAUUGUGAAGAACUAUCAGCAGAUGGACACAGUCAGUCACCACAUAUGUACACAUUCACACACAGGCAUGCUAUAAGACCUCUCCUGUGCUAAUAUUUACAGGACUACUGUCAGUUAGUUUACCUCUUCAAAACCCCAUCACAGAGACAUGCUGCAUUAAAGGCUCCAUUAAGGGCUUUAGAAACUCACUGGAGGUCUGCGAAAAUCCAUGUCAGCUUUAGAAGCGCCAUAAGUCUGUUUCGUCUGUUUAGACUUCUGACCAAUGCAAUGCACGAAGUGACAUUUAAAUACAAAUACAUGAAAUGCAUAAUUUGAAUUGUACUGCCUACGCUCUAACACAGUGGAUGAUUUCUUCAAGAGGAAUGGUGCCAGAUUAAUGUCCUCAUAGUUUCUCCGUAAUCUGUCCCUCCUGUGCAUACCGUCAAACUUUCUUUACCUUACUUAACCUCAACUUCUUCUUGUCGCCGGUGCGUGCGCCAGUGUUUGCUAGUCCCCAUCUGCGACUCUCUCUCCAGUCAAUUCCCAAACAUAAGCAGCAAAUCUGUUUAGGAUGGACAUUUGAUCCAAUUUUCAGUUUGCAUCUGCUCGAGUGACGUCCUAUAUCUCCCAUCUGAACCCCCCUUGGCAUCGGCAUCUGGCAUUAAUGAGGAGGUAAUGAGUCUCCUCUCCUCCUCAUUUGGUCAUUCAUCUACUGUAACUUCCCAUUGCCUCUGUUAGGACCGCGCCACUGACAACAAAAACAAUUACGACUGGACAGAUGGCCUCGAAGCCACCCUGCCAUGGCAGCCAUUCACAACAAUUCUCGUUAAAAAAAUUCAUUCACUUGCAGGAAAAUGAAUUCAGUCCGAUUACAUUCAAGGAUAAGUAUCACUAAUAGACCACUGUUUUCCAAGUGCUCACCAUUUUACGCCACCCCCCACCAGUGUGUAAAUUGAUUGACUUUUAUCAACCAGGAAUAAUAUUGGGGAAACUACUGAAGAGAAAAAGGAGCAAAGUUAAAUUUGAUUGAGUUAUUAUCAAAAAUACGAACUGCAUGUUUACAGUUAGUUGGCUAAUUAGUUUCCGUUGCAAGUUAAAAUCUGCAAAAAACAGUCUUUGCAUAAGAAGGCACAAAGCUCUCCUGCUUGAGAGAAAGAUCGCCUCUUUUUCUUUUCCUCUCUGUCACACAUCUGUUCAUCUUGUACAAAUACCUCUGAUUCAUUGACCUUUUCACAGCAGAUAUUUUUACUUGUCGAGCACAGGUGGAACUAAUGACAUUAACGACGGCUCUGAUCCUGCAAUCACUGCAACGUAGCAAUUAAAGUGCUAUUAGAUACACCUGUGUGUCAAGUCAAAAUGUCCGCUGGUCUGUUCGACUUGAGCUUCUUUUCCUCUGGUCACAUGUGCUCCCUCUGUAACGGCUCUGUGCCCUCUGCCAGUUUGAGAGCCACUGCCUUAGACCAAACUCUUAAAUCAUCACUAAGUCUAUUUCCAUCUGCCUGGUUUUAUGCACAUUUUCAAUCUGUAGCUGAAGAGAAAAAACUAGAUUUGGGUGGAAAGGAAAGGAUUUAUUUAAAUGGUUCAGGCAUUUUGCUGACAGAUUUAUUCAGAAUAAUAUUAAUAUGCUUAAUAUCUCCAUGGUGUCAUUAUAAUUUAAUGCAUAUUGGUGUAUGGAAGUCAAGAACAGCUAUCACAUUUUAAAAAUCCCAUUAUCACAAGUUAAUGUCCUGUUAUCUUAUAGUCUCAGUGUAGCAGAGUUUUGUUUCCUUGAGAUAAUGAGAUAAUUAACCUGCUAUGUUAGGAUACGGUUAUCAUGAGAUAACAAGAUAACUUGUGAUGUGAUAGUUACAAUCGCAGCCACUCUCAGUUUCAAUAUCUGUAAAAAUAAAAUAAAAUAAAAUUUACACCCAACUCUUUGCAGACGUAUAUGGAAAGCUCCCAUUAAACAAGUUCCUUUUUAAGUUGAACUGGAGAGUCGUAAGUAAAAA